This is a messenger RNA of Pogoniulus pusillus (Red-fronted tinkerbird), 603 nucleotides long. RefSeq names its product ribosomal protein S5 (gene RPS5). The transcript has 2 exons. Gene Ontology annotation, cellular component: cytosolic small ribosomal subunit; ribosome. Gene Ontology annotation, molecular function: rRNA binding; mRNA binding; structural constituent of ribosome. Gene Ontology annotation, biological process: translation; ribosomal small subunit assembly. The record is from RefSeq and is a predicted model, not a curated record. NCBI's taxonomy places the organism in Eukaryota, Metazoa, Chordata, Aves, Piciformes, Lybiidae. The coding region runs from base 1 to 603 and encodes 200 amino acids.
AUGUCUGAGACUCCUGACAUCAAACUCUUCGGCAGGUGGAGCACUGAUGAAGUCCAGAUCAAUGGCAUCUCCCUCCAGGACUACAUCACGGUGAAGGAGAAGUAUACCAAGUACCUGCCACACAGCGCUGGGCGCUAUGCUGCCAAGCUCUUCUGCAAGACCCAGUGCCCCGUUGUGGAGAGGUUAACCAACUCCAUGAUGAUGAACAGCCACAACAACAGCAAGAAGCUGAUGACUCUGUGCAUCGUCAAGCACACCUUCAAGAUCACCCACCUGUUCACUGGGGAGAACCCACUGCAGGUGCUGGUCAAUGCCAUCAUCAACUCAGGGCUGCAUGAGGACUUGACAUGCAUUGGGUGGGUGGGCACUGUGCGCACCGUGGACAUGUUCCCUCUGUGCCACGUCAGCCAGGCCAUCUGGCUGCUGUGCAUGGGUGCCUGUAAAGCUGCCUUCUGCAACAUCAAGACCAUCAUGGAGUGCCUGGCAGAUGAAUUCAUCAACACUACCAAGGGCUCCUCCAACUCCUACACCAUCAAGAAAAUAGAUGAAAUGGAAAGACUAAGUCUUAACAUUUUAUGCUCAUACAAAGUGGCACAGAACUAA